Myripristis murdjan (pinecone soldierfish) is the source of this 2081-nucleotide messenger RNA. Its product is annotated as transmembrane protein 47-like. Gene Ontology annotation, biological process: cell-cell adhesion. The record is from RefSeq and is a predicted model, not a curated record. The transcript is spliced from 4 exons. NCBI's taxonomy places the organism in Eukaryota, Metazoa, Chordata, Actinopteri, Holocentriformes, Holocentridae. Gene Ontology annotation, cellular component: membrane; cell-cell junction. Bases 454 to 1002 code for a protein of 182 amino acids.
CAAGUGGUUCUGGAUGUCCGGUGGGAGGACGGCUGUGCCAUUUGGCAAAACUCCAGUCCAUGUGGCUGCACAGCCACACGGGAACACCUCCUGUGGUGGGAUCACCAUCGUGACAAACACCUUCACUUCAUCAGCUUGACAGUAGGGUGUCUAGGACCCUGUGUAGUACCUGCUCCUUGCUCAUUCCUCAGAGCCUUGACGUCAGCGCAGUAAAACGGCGGAGGUCUCCGGUGCGCGGCGGCAGAGGUGCCAAAGGCGCAGCGUCCAGCGCGCAGUGGCGGCGGCGGCUCCGAUCUCUCCGCCAGACCCUCACUGAGCACACACACACACACAUCGCGGCGGGACGGGAUAGUCUAGCCUACAUCCACACAUACAAGCGACCGACCUACCGACCGACAUCCUACCGGGUUUUGAACCGGACCUCUUCGCCUCGCCCUGCCCGGCCCGGCCGCCAUGUCCUCUGCUGUCACCGAAACGGAGGAGGCGGCGCGCAGCUCCCCGCUAACGCCGCUGAAGCUGGUCGGGCUGGUGUGCGUCUUCCUGGCGCUCUGCCUGGACGUGGGAGCAGUGAUGAGCCCGGCGUGGGUGACGGCCGACGACCAGUACUACCUGUCCCUGUGGGAGUCCUGCUGGAAACCGGCGAGCACCGACAACUGGCAGUGCAGCAGCACGCUGGACUCAGACUGGCAGGUUGCUACGCUGGCCCUGUUGCUAGGGGGUGGAGCCUUGGUGUUGAUGUCAUUCCUGGUCGCUCUAGUUGCCGUGUGCAUCGGCACGAGACGGCGAUUCUACGCGCCUGUUGCCAUCAUGCUCUUCGCUGCAGUUGUCCUCCAGGCGUGCAGCUUGGUCCUCUACCCCAUCAAGUUCAUCGAGAGCAUCAACCUGAGGAUCUACCAUGAGUUCAACUGGGGCUACGGCCUGGCCUGGGGCGGGACCAUCUUCUCCUUCGGGGGCGGCAUCCUCUACUGCCUCAACCCCAAGAACUACGAGGACUACUACUAGCUCAGCUUCAACACCAACAGCCCUACUACAGCCACAAGAUACGUCCUGGGACAGGUGUUCAAGGGGUGAAGUGAGGGUUGGGGGAGGGUUGAGAGAGUGGGGCUUUGUCUUAUUGCCUCAAUUUACCCCAAGAACUGAGAGGACUACUUCUUCUAGCUCAGUUUUGCACCAACUGGGACAUGAACCAAUGACACUGCUCUGACCUUGGUAGGGCUUGGAAGUUGCUGGAUCAAUUUUCUUUAGUUUUUGGCCUCAAUCCCCAGAACUCUUUGCGCUCCAACGUGUAUGGCUGUUGUUGUACCAUCUGGCAAGCUCAUGGGGAUCUGAACCGACGACCCCAAAGGUCACAGACUGCGUCCUGGAUCGAGCGGGUGGGUGAGUUAGCCAGAAGUGGAGGGGCUAGGUUACUGGUUCAGUGAAGACUUUUGAAGAUUACUGCUAGUUUUUUUUUUCUUGCUGGACAGUCAGGAGGGAUUUGAACCAGCAACCCCGCGGUAACAAAGCUGGAAAGGGCCUGGGUGGAAAGAAACAGAGGUUUAGGGUUAUACUGCUGCCUCAGUCCCAAAACUAUGAACUAAACUGCAAAGACUUCUGCUUAAUUACUCACUACUGACUACCUAACAUAAUGACUAACUGAGUUAUGAGCCUGGAUGGGACGUGUGGGAGGCUUUUACAGCAUGUGCACGCACACACACAUGCACACACGGGCACGCCGACGCUCAGCUCGACCACGACAUGAAUUUUAUUUGAGUGCACUGCAUCAUCUGCAUCAUCAUCAAAGCAUCGGGCAAGACUCCAGACAUCUCAGAAAAAAAAAAAAUGAAAUUCCCAGUGUCCCGCUCCACUUAAAUUUCAAAUGCAUCGCCAUCACCAUCACUUUGCUAAGAGUUCUAGGAUUUUUUUUUUUUUUUUCUCUCUCAGAGUCCUUUUCAGCUCUUGAACUUGUGGAAGGAUGUGGAGGAGGAUCAGAUCGCUCGGGGAUGUGAAUCUUCAGCAGUGCUCUGCAACUUUUGCAAAGACAGAAUGGGUUGGGUUGGGUUGGGGGGGGGGUAAAAAAAAAAAAAAAAAAAAAAAAAAAA